CACUUUUGCAGCCAGCGUUUUGACAGCUGCUUCACACGUAUAUAUGCAGAUAUUGCAACACACAAUUGUUUUCAUUUGUGCAGAUCUGUUUCAAUCCGCGUGAGAAUUAUUGUCAACAUUAGCUCACAAUUGACUGCGUACUGUUACCUUCUGAGAUGUUGCAGAUUGCAGAUGCAGCGAUGAACUCAUAUGUAUGAUCUUUCAAAAGUUUCAUUCGUUGAGAUGGAACCCGAAAGAGAUCAGCAUCAUCCUCAAGAUCCAUUGGGAAGUCUACCUAUCGAUUUCCUGAUCAAGAUACUCAGAGAUCAUUAUCUCCCAAUUUCCACUCUUCUCGAAUGUCGUUCAGUUUGUAAGAAAUGGAAGGAGGUCAUAGAUGGUCCUGAGUUACAGAACAAAAUAUGGAAAAAAUCUGUUAUUGUGUUUCAUGAACAUCGUGAAAAUAAGGCCCACUUCUGCUGCAGAGAUCGAUGGAUCACAAGGAAUCUUCCACACCUCCUUGGGCCAAAGGAGCUGGUCGCUGCUGAUGGAUGCCUGCUGUGCUUCGGUGAACGACUUUCAAGAGCAUAUGUCAUGUAUAACCCAGUUCCAGACAAAGUUCUGAUUUUAAACGUACCUCUUCAAAUCAAUGGAGAACAUACAGUCAUUGAUGGUAUGCUGAACUGUAAGGUGGUGGGUUUAGUCGUUGACCCAUCGACGAAGAACUUCAAGCUGGUUUUGGGAGGAGUUCAAGUCGGAACAGAUAGACUGAGAACUUUGAUUUACGACUCGACGACCGGUACAUGGUCGUGGGGAAUUCAUUCGUUUCCUGAAUGGAUGAAAGACUUGUGGGACUGUAGGAGAAGUGUAGUAUGUAAUAGAUGUCUGUAUUGGCUCGUACGGGAUCCCUCUAGGAGAAAUUUGAGUGCUCUCUUGAUAUUUGAUCUGGAAGAGGGAACGUGGAACGCCUUGGUAGAGGAAUCCAUGGAGGCCACGCCACUUGACCUUCAACUGGCUGCGUAUGAACGACAUGUGUGCCUUACUCCCAGUAAUUGGUCUCCUCUGGAAGGGGAGUUUGAACGUAGGAGCGAUGUCGCCAACUUCUUCCGGAACCCCAUAGUCCGAAGAAUAGAUGGAGCUUUGAUCAGGAGAGUAAGAGAUUUUUAUGAUCGAACUUUCAUCAGGAGAUGGAGAUUAAUAUGGAACAUGGACGAAGCAAUGGAUGGAGAUGUUAUCAGGUGGUUUAAAAAUCUAGAUUAUCCCAUGUUUUUCAACUUCUAUGCCACAGGAGGCAGUGAUGCAUUUUUCGUGAUCGAUGAACAACGCAUAGAAUUUGAGGUGGUGAAAUACUGGGCUGAAUUAGACUCGAUCUUUUUUCUACCCCAGCCUCCUUUUCACUCACGCAAUCGGGCUCAAUACUUUGUAUACGAUCCGAGCCCCGACGACCCUUGGUGUGCAAUGAUUCCAAGUCCCAGAGGAAGUGCAGGGCAGGGGUGGAUGAGACAGCAGGAGUAUGUAGCACAGCAGCAGAGACAGGAGGAGGAGGAGGACUCGCCGGAAGCUCUAAGGCGAGCUAUUAGGGACGCUGUUAGGCAAGUGUUUAGGCAAGCUUUUGGGCAAUCAGAUUGACGUGGCAACGGAAUUUCCAUGAGAAGGAGGUUUCUUCGGACCUUCAGGACAGAUCCGCUUACCGAAAUACGGGUCCUCUAACACUCAAUUCUGUGCAGGGAUGAUAAUUUGGCAUUGGUUUAAGAGGGUAAAACAGUAGAUUCAGAUUACUCUUCUCGAUAAGAGGAAAAAUGUCCUUUUCUUGGUAAAUAACUUUACAUUUAGUUCUCUAUCCAAUUAGGAAUCAACGUUAAAAUAUAUCUAGAUUGUUUGUGAACGUAAUUUUACAAUCCAGUUUACUGUAGGCUAACUGGUUGACAAAGCGAUCAA
Marchantia polymorpha subsp. ruderalis is the source of this 1914-nucleotide messenger RNA. Lineage: Eukaryota; Viridiplantae; Streptophyta; Marchantiopsida; Marchantiales; Marchantiaceae. The record is from the annotation of a GenBank genome assembly.